This is a messenger RNA of Lytechinus pictus (painted urchin), 5293 nucleotides long. RefSeq lists its product as uncharacterized. Lineage: Eukaryota; Metazoa; Echinodermata; Echinoidea; Temnopleuroida; Toxopneustidae. The record is from RefSeq and is a predicted model, not a curated record. The transcript is spliced from 8 exons. The coding region runs from base 2288 to 3076 and encodes 262 amino acids.
CAUGGAAACUUCACCACCAAAGUCUACCAACAAACCGGCAAGAAAUAUCUAGGAAGAAAAGCUCCUUCAACAGUAUUGGUCAGACCUUAGCCGUUCCUCAUGUUCCUGAGACUUCUCACCAUGCCCAACACAAGAGGCCGCCGUUAAGAAUGUUAAAGACCACAAACAACGGAAGUGUCCAUGAAACUUUGUGGUUACAACUGCCAACCAUAGAAAUCGGGCAAGCCACGUUGGCAACAAAGUACAAAGACCAGAAGAUCCCUGAAGAAUGUCGUUCAAACACUUGUGACUCCUCAGGCAUGUCAUAGCGUUCAUCCCGAAAUCGCAUUAAUGGAAACAAAUCUUCAGCAACCGAAUAUCCUUUCAACUCCCUGAAAUGCCCGGAAAUAUUCAUCAUCAAAGCCCCUCAAGAAAGAUGACAAUGCAGCACGGAGGACAGAGACUUUCUUUAGCGUCUUGUUCAGAGUGUCACCGCACUAACGCCAAGAAAGUAACAUAAAUACCCAACGUUUAUCAGUAGUGGCUAAGGUAUAGCAUUAGCUUAAUAACUGAAGCAUCCAACUGCAUGUGUCAUGAAAUCAAAUAAAAUGAAGCAGGCUGCUCAUGAGAACUACAUUUAUUGGACAUUUGUAUUAUUAAAGUACUGGGAAAAUGACGACUGAUUGUAUCACUGGUAAUCGAAGAAUGAGAUUCAGGGCCUGGGAACGAUUUUUUUUUUACAGGGGGUGCUGCUGUUAAUUUGAUAAAAAAAGUUUCACUACAGAAUAAAUAUCAGUUUGGUCCUGAUAAUUUUGACAAGCAAAAAAACAAAAACAAAAAGACACACUUUCACUACAAAAUAAAGGUAAUUUUUGUUAUAUUUAUCAAUUUUGCCACACCUACCGGAAUUCCAGGGGUGCUGCCUAUGGAAAAUAACACACGCAGCACCUCCCAGCAAAAUCUUGGUUUAUUUAAUUUCUAUAUCCAUUUUUCAACAUAGUAAUCAGAAAUACAUAAAUACAAAAUCAAUUACAUAAAUAAAUACAAAGAUGAGUGUGAUGAGAUGAGAAUGAGUUGAGAGUAAAUGAAUAUCAAAACAAAUGUCAAUUGACAAGAUAUUCUUGGAUCAGAGAGAAAAACGUAAAAACAGUCUGAUCAUUUUUGGUAAGCAAAUAGGGAACAUAGUGGGUCCAGGAUUUCACUAAGGGAGGGGGGUGUUCUUAUCGUUGGCUUUUUUGACAAUUGAUAAAAAAGUUCUCUUAAAAAAAAACAUAAUUGUCAUCCCCCAAAAAGUCCGGAAUAUUUCCCGGUGUCUCUUUUCAACCGAACCCCCCAAAAAUAUUGACUGAAAAGUCAUUUAAAAAAAGAGUUAAAAAAAGUAAAAUCAUGCUAGAAUUAUGCCGAAGUGUAUCAAAGGAUACCUUGUAUCAUGUUGCAUGAUGCUAGAUGCCAAAAGGGGUAGAAUUAUGCUGACUCGCAACUAUGAAAGUAAAAAGAGUUCUCUGAGAAAAGAGGUGUCAACAAUGUCUGAAAAUCAUUCCUUCGAACUUGGACUUCAACCUACGAGGAAAUAGAUUCCUCUUUCAAUACGAUAUCCAACGCAAUUAUUUAGCAUGAGGUGGGGUGGUUAUUGUUGAAAUAAUUAUUAGAUUUUAAUAGAACAUUGUUGGAUGGGGUUGCACCCCCAAACCCCCUUACAUAGAAUACUCAAAUACCAGACAGACUUUGUUAUGAUCUACCCCCCAGAUUUGAAUAAAUUGAAGAUUGACGAAUGGCGUCACGGUUUAUUUUAUCGUCUGUAUGGUGUUUCGAGACACUUCAAUAAAUUAUAUUUCUUUAACUCCAUUGUAUCUAGGCAAGGUGAAUAUUAAUGACUAUUGCACUUUCAUUUAUUGCAGACCCGUUAACGCUUAAAUAAUUCUAACGUUCUAUUGAACUCUCUUUAUGAUAUAUACCGGUAUUAUGCCAUUGCUCACUGGUGUUCACUCUGGAAAGAGCGUCGCUCGUUCCCUAGGUAACCAGAUAGCAAGGUUUUCUUCAACUCCAAUUCAAAGUCACUCUGGUGUUUUCCGUACGUCAAAAACAGAAUAUAAAUUUCUGAUUCAUCUACGGAUUAUCUUGAAAAACUGUCUUCUUUUCUUUUUUUUUGUUUAAUGAGCGAGACACCGAAACGUUCUACUCGUAAUUACAACAUUUAAUCCUACAGCAUUACAAAUUAACAACAUUUUUUAUAAGGACGAAGCCGGGAUUAAUUCGUGGAGUGAGUAAUUUCUCGCUACCUAUAUUGCUCCAAAUUUUGGUAGGAGAGAUGGCGGUCAUGCGACGAUGUUGCUGUUUCGAUAAUACACGGUCUGGUUCAAUAGCAUGUGGGAUAUUUUCAAUGAUAUACACCGUUGUGUACCUUGGAUGGUGGAUAAAACAGUAUCUUAGUAUCAGGCUAAUCCAAGCUUUCAACCCAUUUGGAUUAAAUUAUGGCGCCAUCUACGCCGGAUACAUCAUCAAUUUUCUUAUCCUCUCUCUCCUCUUCGUCGCCUGCAUACUUCUCCUGAUCGGAGUUACCAAGGAUAAUAAGGUACUGCUACUACCCUACAUAAUUCUCCUCGGACUACUUCUCUUCUUUCAACUAAUUAGCUGGAUCAUCUGGCUCGCUGUACUGGGAUUCUUUGCCAUCCUUCUCAUCAUCGACUUCGUUGUCUGGCUCGGAUUCCUGUCUAUGAACAUUGUCUGCUUGCUGUGUGUUAUCUCACAGUACCAAGAACUGCAUGAAGGACGUGGCAAGGUGGCAGACAUCCAAGCCGCUCGAGCAUCGCGGGUCGUGGUGAUACAACCGGGAGGGGUACAAGCAGGGGUAGUCACCACCACCACAUAUGCAGGCAACACCACAGUCGUCACCGCCGCUCCCGGACAGCAGGCAUACCCGCCACCGCAGCAGGGGUACCCUCCACCACAACAAGGGUACCCUCAGCUACCGCCUCAGCAGCAAGGGGGUUACCCUCCAGCGGGCCAGAUGCCCGGCCAACCAGCGGAUCCGGCACCAGGUUACUCCCAGCAAGACCCAGCCCAACAGCAACAAAACCAGUCCUACCCAACAAAGUAAAGAUAUUCAUAUGAGCCAUCAUAGAUUCCCGCAUACAUGGUACAGUAACGGAAGACACAACAUUAGUUCUGAAACUCAGAAAAGUCAUUAUAAUAUCUUACUACAAAACCGCCAAUAUCUUUGCGACGAAAUGUGGGAAAUUUUAUUGUCUUGUAUGUUAUUCACAGCGAUGUUCGCGGGUAGUCUAACUCUUUAGCCGUCCUAAGUAGUAUACAAAGUCGUUGGUCAUGUUUCUGGAACCUCUCGAUAUCUGAAGGUGCCACCUUUUUCAAAGUCCUCACAGAACUUGAGAAUCAUACCAUCUUGGUUUGACGACCAGACGUUGAGCUAAACAUAAAGCAACUUACAACAUUGAGCCCAACUUGACCCCAUGACCCCGGGCCCAUGACCCGUAUUCUGAACUAGGGUUUAAGAUAUUCCUCUGGUCUAAAGUUGUGGUAUUGGAUAAAAUGGUCCCGUCUUUUCGGGAAUAUAAAGUGCCCUUUUCUCGAAUGAUCGGGUAAACCAGACCAGACGUUUCGGGAAUUUAGGGGGCCCUCUUCUAAACUAUUUGGAUAUACGUGAUUGCCCGACCCGACGCGAUAACCUGGUGGGUGUUUCAUAAAGCUGUUCGUAAAGUUACGAACGACUUUACGCACGACUGGAACAUGUUCUUAGGUCAUAACUCAAUUACAUAGGGAUAUCACAUGGCACAAGAAAGGAUCACCAGUCGUGCGUAAAGUAAUUCGUAUCUUACAAACAGCUCUAUAUGAAACACCCACCUGGGGAGUGUUUCAUCAACAUUUUCAUCCGACAAGUUGUCAGAUCUGACAUCUUUCUCUGAUGUUGAUUGGCUGAGAGGUACUGUUACUAUGGUAACUGUCGGAUAAAAUGUGACUUGUCGGAUAAAACGUCCGACAAGUCCUUUCAUGAAAUGCUCCCCAGAUGUGAUAGUACAAUACGGUAAUUUCAAGUCUUAACUACCCCCAAAUUCUUUCAGUUAUGAUUAUGUGUUUGUUCUCAUUGUUAUUGGAAAUUAUGUGAAGUAAUGAUUGAAACAUGUGUUAAUUUGUGACAGGCUAAAAUUGUGAAUUAUGCAAAGUGUAUUUUGUUGAAAUGUCAAAUAUCUAUUAAUUGUCCACUAUUGUUAUGAAUGCAAAAGUUGUGUCCUAUUGUUCUAGUCUAUGCAGUCAUGAAACCUAAAUCAUUAAGAAGCACUUAUGUAUAAAUCGAGGUACCUAGGCAUGUAAACUCGGGACAGGGGCGGUUCCAGCAGAGAGAGAGAGAGGGGGGGGGGGGGGGGGGGUAACGGUUGCUACCCUAAUGUGCCCCCUAAGCAGUAAUGAUGAAACUGGCCCUCAGUUUUUUUUUAAGUGAAAACUUAUUUCUUGAAAAUUGUUUUACAAAAUUGAAAGAAAAAGGUGAUUUAUUUUCUGAAGUGAUGAAUUUUCCCCCUUGACACCCCCAAGAAAUAAAAUCCUGUGCCCCAAAAUCUGACAUUCUUGAUCCGCACCCGACUCACCGACCCAGAUGUUAAACCUUUAUUAAACACUUGACAUUGUAGUUACCGCACGAAUAUGUGGGAAUUGAUUGGCACUUUCAUCUUCAUGAACCCUACUACAUGGUUCAUUAUAUCUGUACAUAUAUGACUAAAUAUUUUGUGUUUAAAAUAUAUGGAACACCCUAAUAAUGGGCGUGUAUGUGCAUACGAACAAAAGAGAAUUAUAAUUGUUAAUUGAGAAUGGAGAAAAUACCUUUUUUUUUCAUUUUUAAUACAUUUAUUUUUUAUCACUUUAAAUUGGGAUAAAAUCAUAAACUAUUUGUACAUAAAACAUGAUUGCAGAUUUUGAGUGUUAACCUGUUUUUUCACUGUCAAUUUUUUUUCUUCUGUGCCCAGCGUUUCAAAAAUUUUAACAUUUUCCAGAGCCGUCUGUGCUUAAGGCAUAAACAUGAUUCUAUUAUUUCCAGUAAAUUUACCGUCCUUGAAUUUAAAAGCUCAUAUUGAGUAAAUACUCUUUAUAAUUCAUGCCUUUUAUAUCGUCAUUCCUAUUUACUUGUAUUGAUAGUUCAUUCUGCAUGCUUGCUGCACCAUUGUUAUGGUAACACAUAUACAUAUAUAUUUCUCAUUUUACCUCAUUUUUAAUCUUGGGAUAUUUGAUAUGUAUAUAAUAGCCUACAUAUUUGGUAUGUGGAUUUACGAGUAAGCUUAGUAUAAAUAAAAUGAUGUAAUUUGCACUU